UGCGGGCCGCGGGCGCUGAGCGAGCGUGUGCGGGCAAAGCGCCCGGGGCCGCUGCCGCCGCUGCUGCUGCCGCCGUUCUCCUCCUCCUCCUUCUCUUCCCUCAGCCGCCGCCGCCAUUUUGUGCGAGUGCCUCGCGCGGGCGCCAUGUUUGUAAGGAAGAAUUAGGGCCGCCAUCUCCGGCCAGCAGCACCUCCCUCCCCCGUGUGUGUGUCCUCCCGCUCUCCUGUGCCCCGGGGCUGCCGCUCGAGCCGCCGCCGCCGCCACCGCCUCCCCGCAGCGCCCGCGCGGGGCGGCCGGGCCCGGGCGCUGAGUGCCCGUUAGUGUCUCACUAAGUAACCGUGAGUGCAAACCUUCAUCAUCUCUCCUCACUGAGGGGCCCGGCCCUCCUCCUCCUCCUCACCGAGCCGCCCCCAGCGCGGCCGUGCGCGCCGCCGCCGCCGCCGCCUCCUCCCGCCGCUCCGCACCGCGGGCAGCGGCGGGGCCCUGCCUUCCUCCACCUCCCUCCUCCUCCUCCUCCUCACCACACCACAGCCAGGCACAAUGGCCUUUGAAAGCCUGUUCUCCAAACCCCCAAACCCAGUUCUUGACCCAAACAUGCCCGACUCUGACAGGCAACAUGCAGGGGACGAAAGGGAAGAUGGAGAGCUGGAAGAUGGGGAAAUAGAUGAUGCAGCUUAUGAGGAUGUGAAAGAACAUGGCUCAAAAGGGGAUGAUAAACAGAAAAAUGAGAAAGGCCACCGGAAAUCCCGUAAAAAACGCAAAAAAGAGAAGGAAAAGAAAAAAUCCAAAAGGAGAAGACGGGACAAGCAUAAGCAUAACUCCCCUUCCAGUGAUGACAGCUCCGACUACAGCCACGACUCCGACAUGGAGCGCACGGAAAGGCCCCACAAAAAAAGCAGCAGCUCUUCCUACAGGGAUUAUGAUUCCUCCUUCAGUCAGCAUGGACAUGUGUCAGGGAAUUACAUGAGUUCCCAGAAAAUGCAGCAUAAAAAAAAUGUCAAAAGUAAGGAAUAUGACAACUACAGUCAUUACAGUGAUGAAAACUUUGGCAAUUACAACGAGGAGGAAAAGGAUGAGGAUUUUGCUGACCAGCUCAAACAGUACAGACAAGCUAAAGAGACUUCCAGUGGGGAUUUGGGACCUCCAUUCCCAAAGGAACCAGUGAAGAAACAGGGCAUGAAAGGGAUCCAGAAAGGCAUUUCCCAACGAGGGAACAACUACAACGUUGGAAGAGGGCGUGGAAUGCAAAAGAAACUGAAGCGCAAAGAUCGCGGCAGGGGCAGAGGCGGCAAUAAAGGAUCCGAUGGCUUCCAUGAGGAUGGCAAACCAGUGAAGAAAUGGGUUAAUAUGAGCCAGGAGUUCAUCAACCAGCACACAGUGGAGCACAAGGGCAAACAGAUCUGUAAAUACUUCCUCGAAGGGAGGUGCAUUAAGGGAGAACAGUGUAAAUUUGAUCAUGAUGCAGAGAUUGAAAAGAAAAAGGAAAUCUGUAAGUUUUACAUCCAGGGUUACUGCACCAAAGGAGAGAACUGCAUUUAUUUGCACAAUGAAUUCCCCUGCAAGUUCUACCACACAGGAGCAAAGUGUUAUCAAGGAGAUAAAUGCAAAUUCUCUCACGCGCCCCUGACUGCAGAAACCAAGGAGCUGUUGGAUAAGGUUUUGAAUAAUGAGGAGGAACCUCAGAAUGAAGAUGAGAAGGAGCUGGAGGAACUCCGGAAGCGGGGCAUUGUUCCCCUUCCCAAACCCCCGCCGGGGGUCGGACUCCUGCCAACCCCCCCGGAGCAAUAUCCCUUCUCCGAGUCUGACAUGGAAAAUUACCAAGAUCCUUCAGGAGAUUAUAAGAAAAUCCCAUCUCUUUUUGAAAUCGUUGUGAAGCCCACUGUGGAUCUGGCACACAAAAUUGGGAAGAAGCCACCAGCCUUCUACAACAGCGCAUCACCACCGCGGCCGCCAUUCCAGGGCAACGACCCCCAUUCCCAGCACAUGUACAAUCCAGGCUCGAGUCCAGGGCCAGGUCCUGGCAUGUCCCAGGGACACAACGGGCCCCCGAUGCACCCCGGUUCUCCUGGGCACCAUCCCUGCGGAGGCCCCCAAGGGCCGGGAAUGCCGCAGAGCCCCCCCAUGCAGGGUGUUCCUCCAGGGUACAUGGGCCCGCAGAACCAGUCUGGAAUGCCCAUGCAGGGGCAGCAGGGUGGGCCACCCCUCACCCCGCCGGGGAUGGGAGGAUCCUACAAUUCCCCUGGAGUGCAGGGACACAUGGUGAACAUGCCAAGGGACAAUCACUGCCCCCCGGGGCCACAGUACCAGCAGAUGCCUGGCGAGUACGAGCCCAUGCAGAACCCGGCUGACUUCUAUGACAACUAUUAUUCCCACCAAGCUGUACACAACUUCCAGCCAGCCAAUAAUUCUGGAGAUGGAGCAUGGCACGGAGAAUUUACAGAUCACCAGGCUCACCUCAUGGCUCCGGAGUCACAUCCGGGUGGGAGCGAGUCGGACUGCAUGGGUGGCCACAUGGGCCACAACCAGGGCAUCAACGUGCCCGACUUCCUGCCGGCCAUGCAGAAGGCCCUGUAUGCGAGGCUCAGCCAGAAGCACCAGCGGGAUGGAGACUCUGCCAGCAGCCAGGGCCAGAGGGCCAUGAGCAAAGAUGAAGAUGAGAAUGUCAACUGGUAUUCCAGCAGUGAGGAGGAAGAGGGGAGCAGUGUUAAAUCAAUCCUCAAAACCUUAAAGAAACAAAGCGAAAACUUUAGGAAUCGGCAACAACAUUCCACGGAGCAGCACAUGCUUGGGAUGCCAACGGAUCCCAGGCUGGCAAAAGACAAAGGUGUGGGGCCUCAGGCUGCUGACCCGAGACUCCGGGCGUCUCCAAGGCCCAAUCCCAGGAAGCCCUCGGAGUCAGCGUCCCUGGAUCCCCGGCUGGCCCGCGAUCCGCGGAUGCACAAGGUCAGCGAGGGCGGCCAUCCCGGCCCCUCCCUGGCCGGGGCCAAGCUGGAUUUGCACCACGCCCACGCCGGAGUGAAGGUCAAGCAGAAAGGGCUGGAUGAUGACGAGGAGGACUCGGAGAGGGAGCUGAGGGAACGAGCUUUCCUCAUUCCCUUGGAACCUCUGCCGGGCGUCACGUUACGGGAUCCCCGCUCCCAGCUGCGGCAGUUCAGCCACAUUAAGAUGGAUGUGACCCUGAUGAAACCCAACUUUGCCAAGCACAUUGUGUGGGCCCCCGAGGACUUGCUCCCAAUCCCUCUGCCUAAACCUGACCCUGUCUCUUCCAUCAAUUUACCUCUCCCUCCACUCAUUGCUGACCAGAGACUGAAUAAACUGCGGAAUUUGAAGAACGAUCCACACCCCAAUGCGAUGCCAGCUGAUCCCCGGCUCGCUGCCAAGGCCAAAAACAGCCUUGUGGGCCGGGGCGGCUACUUGGAUCCAUCCACAGAUUCCCAUGCCAGUAGCUCCAGCAAACUGGGGGAUCCUCGCUUGCAAAAGAACGUUGAUCCCAGACUCCACAGACUGUCAAGUGCAGACACUCACCACGGAGUCGGGAAGGAUUCCCACCCUCCCAAGUUUGACCCCCGGCUUGCCAGAGCUGCUGCCAGCUCAUCCCAGCCCUCAGAAGCCACGACUCCAAAAUCCGACCCCGAUGCUCUGCCUCCCUAUGCGCCCAAAUUAUCAUCCAGUGGUGUUAGGCUGGGAACUCCCGGCUCCAUCCUGAGUGGGAUCAGUUUGUACGAUCCCAGGGAUCACAGCUCAUCCUCGGACACGGCUCCAGCCAGUUCGGGAGAGAAUGGAGAGAACCAGAAAAAAAGCAUUUUGAAAAAUUCCAGUAAAAAUGAGCCGAGUCUCACGGAAGAUGCGUCCCAGCAGAAGGCUGCCUCCAACACGGAAAAACCCACGGAAGGAUCAGCAGAAGCUGCUUCAGACAAGGCAAACAGCACCAGUAAAUCUCAGGCUAAACACUCCAGCGCUGCCCCUGCCGUCCAUAAUCUCCCAAUCCAGGCUCUGUCGGGGUUAAUCCGGCCACAGUACAGCGACCCCAGGCAGGUGAGGCAGCCCGGACAGGUAACGCAGGCCCCGGAGAGCGAUCCCAACGGGGAGUCGGAUGAUAAAUCCUUAAAAGAUGUUUUCAAGACUUUCGAUCCAACUGCUUCCCCGUUUUGUUAGCAGACGGCUUUGGAGUCUUUUUACCGUUGUGGGUAUUGCAGUUCUCUGCUGUUUUGUACCUGGGUUACCUCUUUUGGCUUUAUUUAUUUUUAAAUUAUAAUUCCCACCACUUUUCAGCUGCUAAUCUCCGAACCACACGCAGUUCUCCAGUACGCUCGAGUGUUUGCAAAGCUGUGGUAUUUUCUAGAGAAUCCUUUUUCUUUCCAAUUUCAGGGAGACUAAUAAUUGACCUGUAGAAAGGAAACCAAUCCCCCCGGAUCGUGUUAGAGCUGAGAAAAGCACUUUCAUUGUAAAUAAGUCAUGGAAAAUUCCCAGAGCUGUAUAUGUGUGAGCUGCCUCUUUCCCAACCACCACUUAGAUCCGAUUGCCACAUUUGUAUAGAUCCAAGCAAUAUUAUGUACGUGAAUUCCCGGGAGAGAUGCCGUUCCAGGACUGCCAAACCCCUGAACUGAUGGAAAACCUCACGGAAAUGAUUUCAAAGGAAAGCGUCGCUCCUCCUUUUCCAAUGAGUUGAUGUAAGACACGGACAGUUUUUAUUCCUGCAGUCAAUAUUAGUGUAAAAGAGACUAUAUCACAUAUUGAGGAUGAAAAAUGUCAUAUCUUUUAAAAGUAUUUUAUUCUAUGCUGUACAUAGAAGAAAUUGUGAAGUACAUAACUAGCAAAAGUAACUGUUCGAAGUGGAGAAAACUACAUUGUCUAAUACGAAAAGAAAAGGUUUUUAUUUAAUUUUUUUCCACGCCUACACGAUUGGGAUUUAGUGCUCCGAGUUCCAUUGUGGUGUUCAUGUAUUUCAAUGUAUUUUUGUAUUCAGCUGCUUAAUUUGUAUUGCUUUUUUUGUAUGGCUGUAACUGCAGUACUUGUAUUCAUGGUGUCUCGACGACAUUUUUAACAAAACAAUUAAAAAGGGUACAGUUAA
Molecule: messenger RNA, 5071 nt
Organism: Camarhynchus parvulus
Lineage: Eukaryota; Metazoa; Chordata; Aves; Passeriformes; Thraupidae
Gene: ZC3H6
Product: zinc finger CCCH-type containing 6
Biological process (GO): negative regulation of DNA-templated transcription
Cellular component (GO): nucleus
Molecular function (GO): metal ion binding; RNA binding
Source: RefSeq, a predicted model, not a curated record